Molecule: messenger RNA, 5441 nt
Organism: Cheilinus undulatus (humphead wrasse)
Lineage: Eukaryota; Metazoa; Chordata; Actinopteri; Labriformes; Labridae
Gene: jag1b
Product: jagged canonical Notch ligand 1b
Exons: 26
Coding region: 396-4046 (1216 amino acids)
Biological process (GO): cell communication; Notch signaling pathway; multicellular organism development
Cellular component (GO): protein-containing complex; plasma membrane
Molecular function (GO): calcium ion binding; Notch binding
Source: RefSeq, a predicted model, not a curated record
UGUAUGAUUAUAGUCCUAAUGUUGGGGGCGGGCUCUGUGGGCCCUGCUCAUGAAUAUGGAGACACUCCCUCCGUGUUGAACUUGUGCAGAGAGCUGCAGCCCGGGCCAGCAGUCACUCACUCAGUCAGUCAGAGAGCACACGGCUCGGCUGCCGCAUGGCCACCGCGUAAACUUUCUCCAACUUUUCAGUGGAAACUGUGGGAAAAGGAAGCAGCGCAGACUCCAGGGGAGCUCCAGGGAAAAAGCAGGAAGAGGUUUUCUAUGAAUGUGGAUCCUGAGCUCCGCUGAUCAAACUGCUGUUUGCCAGUCGUGCAUGUUUAAAGCAGUGGAGAGCUGUGGUGCCGUGUGUCGGCCAGACGAACAGUAACUACCGAGUGGCUGAGCAGUGAGGAGGCAUGACUCUGAGACGAGGCUCGGUGGUCUCUGCCUUUUUCCUCUGCCUUCUCCUGGAGGUGUCUGAGGGAUCUGGACAAUUCGAGCUGCAAAUCUUGUCGAUGCACAACCCAAACGGAGAGCUGCUGAACGGCAUGUGUUGUGAUGGCGCACGGAACACGGCGGAUAGGAAAUGUUCACGGGACGAGUGCGAUUCGUUUUUUAAAGUUUGUCUGAAGGAAUACCAGUCCAGGGUUUCAGCUGCGGGGCCCUGCAGCUUCGGAAUGGGAUCUACGCCUGUCCUCGGAGGGAAUAGCUUUUCUUUCAGGAGUUCUGUGAGGAAUGACAAAUCCAGGAUAGUUUUACCCUUCAGUUUUGCCUGGCCGAGGUCCUACACUUUGAUAGUGGAAGCCUUGGACUUCAACAAUGAAACCAGUGGUGCAGAUGGGAAGUUGAUCGAGAAAGCCUUUCACUCCGGGAUGAUCAACCCCAGCCCAACCUGGCAGAAGCUGACCCACAACGGCCCUGUGGCCCAGUUUGAGUACCAGAUCCGGGUCAGCUGCGACGAGCACUACUACGGCUUCGGCUGCAACAAGUUCUGUCGGCCCAGAGACGAGUUCUUCGGGCAUUACACAUGCGACUACAAUGGAAACAAGACAUGUCUGGAGGGCUGGUCCGGACCUGACUGCAACACAGCAAUCUGUCGACAAGGCUGCAGCACUGAACAUGGAUCCUGUAAGGAGCCAGGAGGAUGCAAGUGUCUGUAUGGCUGGCAGGGACAGUACUGUGACAAAUGCAUCCCCCACCCCGGCUGUGUCCACGGCACCUGCGUGGAGCCCUGGCAGUGCCUGUGCGACACCAACUGGGGCGGCCAUCUUUGCGACAAAGACCUGAACUACUGUGGCACUCACCAGCCAUGCCUGAAUGGAGGGACGUGCAUCAACACAGGACCUGACAAGUACCAGUGUACCUGCGCUGAGGGCUACUCUGGAGCCAACUGUGAGAGAGCGGAACAUGCCUGCCUGUCCAAUCCGUGCUCUAAUGGUGGAACCUGUUCAGAAACCAGUCAAGGUUACGAAUGUCAGUGUGCGCCGGGGUGGAGCGGCCCCUCCUGCGAUAUCAAUGUGGACGACUGCUCUCCAAACCCCUGUAACCACGGGGGAACCUGCCAGGAUCAGGUCAAUGGCUACAAGUGUCUCUGCCCGUCACAGUGGUCGGGAAAGACUUGUCUGAUCGAUGCCAACGAAUGCGAGAGUAAGCCUUGUGUCAAUGCCAACUCUUGCCGCAACCUGAUUGGUGGAUACUUCUGCGAGUGUAUCCCUGGUUGGAGCGGGCAGAACUGCGACAUCAAUAUCAACGACUGCAAGGACCAGUGCCAGAAUGGGGGAACCUGCAAGGACUUGGUGAACGGUUAUCGCUGCGUGUGUCCUCCUGGUUUUGCCGGCGAACACUGUGAGAGGGACAUCGAUGAGUGUGCAAGCUCGCCGUGUCUGAAUGGUGGACGCUGUCAGGACGAAGUGAACGGCUUCCAGUGCUUCUGUCUUGCCGGCUUUUCUGGAAAUCUCUGUCAGCUGGAUAUCGAUUACUGCUCGCCCAACCCAUGUCAGAACGGAGCACGAUGCUUCAACCUGGCCACCGACUACUUCUGCGCCUGUCCCGAGGACUAUGAGGGCAAAAACUGCUCGCAUCUCAAAGACCACUGUCGCACCACAACGUGUAAAGUGAUUGACAGCUGCACGGUAGCUGUAGCAUCUAAUAGCACACCAGGAGGAGAGCGUUACAUUUCCUCCAAUGUGUGUGGACCUCACGGGCGCUGCCGGAGCCAGGCGGGGGGACAGUUCAGCUGCGAGUGUCAGGAGGGCUUCAGAGGGACGUACUGCCACGAGAAUAUCAACGACUGCGAGAGUAACCCGUGCCGCAAUGGAGGCACCUGCAUCGACAAAGUCAGCGUGUAUCAGUGCAUCUGCGGUGAUGGCUGGGAGGGCGACCACUGCGAGAUCAACAUCGAUGACUGCAGCACCAGCCCUUGUCAUAAUGGAGGGACGUGUCGAGACCUGGUGACUGAUUUCUUCUGCGAGUGCAAGAAUGGCUGGAAGGGAAAGACGUGCCACUCCCGCGAGAGUCAGUGCGAUGAAGCCACAUGCAACAACGGAGGCACCUGCCACGACGAGGGCGACACGUUCCAGUGCAAGUGUUCCCCGGGCUGGGAGGGCACCACAUGCAACAUAGCCAAAAACUCGAGCUGUCUCCCAAACCCAUGUGAGAACGGAGGAACCUGUGUGGUGACUGGGGAGUCGUUCACCUGCGUGUGUAAAGAAGGCUGGGAGGGUCCCACAUGCACGCAGAAUACCAACGACUGCAGUCCCCACCCAUGCUACAACAGUGGGACCUGCGUGGACGGUGAUAACUGGUACCGCUGCGAGUGCGCCGCAGGCUUCGCUGGCCCAGACUGUCGGAUCAAUAUUAAUGAGUGCCAGUCGUCUCCGUGUGCCUUUGGCUCCACCUGUGUGGACGAGAUCAACGGCUAUCGCUGCCUGUGCCCACCAGACAGGACUGGGCCGCACUGUCAAGAAGUGACGAGAAAAUCCUGCUCUGUUAACGGCCACGUCUUCCCCGAUGGAGUCAAAUGGGACGAAGAUUGCAACACGUGCCACUGUGUCAACGGGAAAGUUGUCUGCACAAAGAUGUGGUGCGGUCCCACAUCGUGCCUCCUGGGGCUCAAAGGUCGUAGCGGUUGUCCUUCCGGCCAGACGUGCGUCCCCAUCAGGGAGGGUCACUGCUUCGUGAAGCCCUGCCUUGGUUUAGGAGAGUGCUGGCGCACCAACCCUCCGCCUCCUACCACCAAGUGCCACCCCAGCUCCAGUUUCCAGGACAACAGCUGCGCCAACAUCACCUUCACCUUCAACAAGGAGACCAUGCCUCAGAGUCUGACAGUGGAGGGCGUCUGUAAGCAGCUGAGGCGGCUCUAUGUAGUGAAGAAUUUCUCCUUGGAGCAUUCUGUGUCCAUAACCUGUGACCCCUCAUUCUCAGCCAGCAAUGAGAUCCACGUCUGCAUCUCGACAGAGGACCACCGCUUGGACCGGAGCCCCAUCAAAGAGCUCACAGACAUGAUAAUCGACCUGGUUAGCAAACGCAACGGGAACAACACCAUCAUCACGUCCAUCGCGGAGGUGCGCGUGCCAAGCCCCAGCAAAACUGACUACCUGGUGCCCCUCCUCAGCUCUGUCUUCAUUGUCAUCUGGGUCCUUGUGCUGGUCUCCAUCUGUCUGUGGUGCAUGCGCCGCCGGCGGAAACAGAGCAACCACAACGGGACGACGGUGACCGGCUCCGAGGACAACACGACCAACAACGUCCGGGAGCAGCUAAACCAGAUCAAGAACCCUAUAGAGAAGCACGUGGGCCUGUCAGUGGCCAUCAAAGACUACGAGAACAAGAACUCCAUCAUUGCCAAAAUAAGGACAAAUAAUCCCGAGGGGGAUGAGGACGACAAGGAGAGGCACUUACAGAAGGGCCGCUUUGCCAAACAGCCAGCAUACACACUGGUGGAGAGGGACGAGAAGACGCCUAUCUCCAACCCCAACUCCACAUCCAAAAACCCUAAUUGGACUAAUAAACAGGACAACAGAGACUUGGAGACAGCAAACAGCAUAAACAGGAUGGACUACAUUGUAUAGCAGACAGCUGUGUUGCUGUGCAACCAAGCCUAAUGCCUUCACACCCCGGUGGUGGGUGGAACGGGGGAACUUUGGCACGUGUAGUUAGUACACUGUCAUGUCAGCGGUGACCCCUCAGUAUUUUCAGAUAUUCCCCGUGUUAAUUUAAGUUUUGACAAGCUGGCUUACACUGGCAGUGACAGUUGCUUUGGUUGGCUGGAAACACAAGGCACUGGUAUACAUUUCACUGUAGAAGUAGUUCAAACAUGUCCUCCUCUGCAUUUCAUUUCAGUUGUUUUUAAACAUAGUGGACACAUGGAAGGGGCUCCUGGUGUAAUUGUUGUACAAUGACUAAAACGACCCGACGUGUUCAACGCUAGAGCUAAUUAUUUCUAGUUUGUGUUUGAAUUCUUUCUAGUUCCGUUUGGAGAAAGUGCCUUUUCAGCUUUAGACUUCAGCAACUGUCAAAUGAGAAAAAAAGAUCAACUUUAUUAUUUAUUUUUACUUUUUGGGAGGGUGGGAACGAGGGGGGGUUCAAUGUCAGCAGUUGCUGCCAAUAUGAAGAAUUUAUGUGUCGAUUUAGAACAUGUAGAUAUGUACAUUUUUUUAUUAAUCAUUGUGUAUAUUUGAUUUAUUAACUUAAUAAUCAAGAGCCUUAAGAUAUCAUUCCUUUUUAUUUAUAUGUUCUGUCUAGUUUGAAGGUUUUGAUAGCUGUGGAAGCCUACCAUUUCUUUCAAUUUCUUAUUUUUUCAAAGCCAAAUUUUCAAAGAAUUUCAAAGAAGACAAAGGAUGGGCACUUUUCGCCUGAAAGAAAGACUUUUUUUGUCCUUCCACACAUUUUGACAUUUCAUGAUUUGUUGCCAGGACCUUGAUUGAAGACAAGUGAGGUUAGGACAACAGAAUAACCACGGCUGCUGCGAGGGACGGACAUGGUGGCAGACAUAUUGCUUGCCACUAAUGGAUUAAUACUUAAGGGAACAAAAAAAAUCCUUCUGCAGCUUCAGUUUAACCCAAUGACACAUUUCAAAGGCUGUCGGGGCGAGUCGCAUCAACAUGACACGCCAGAAUUCCCAUCUGCUUUAGUCAGCGUUAAUAUCACAAGCUUGGAGCGUGAGUACUUGAAGAGAAGGGGGGGGCGAUGGGAACACUGUAGAGUCGGAUGAAAUACACUGCCUUGCUCGGCAAGAGUCUGCUUUGUUUCUGUGCACAUUUGUUUCUUUUUAAAAAAUGAGGCUCUUAAAGACAAACAUGUUUUAUCUCAUUUGUUAACCCUUUGAGAUCAUGGCAACAUUUUGUCCUAUUUUUGACUUUGUGUUAUGAACUUGAGAAUUAUGUGUUGAUCUGGCAAUAUAUUUUUGAAAGUCAUAUUUAUUAAAUAUUUUGUAUGAAAAGAGAAUUAAAGUUGUCUUUGUUCUG